AUGGCGCACGCGCUGCAAAGGAAGACCGCAACAUGUCAGUGGCCAGCCGUUCAGCGCGUCUUUGAACGUAGCGCCGUUGGGUCGCGGCUCGGGCGGUCCUCUUCUCUUCCGCCAUACGCGCAUACCGAGCCAGAGACAGACGCGACCAAAGAAGUUCUCCACGAUGACGCGGUCCGAAGCCACAGCAGCGUUGCGGUCAAGGUCGGCGCGGUCAAGGGUUCCCCCGCACAGGCCGCUUCUUUGGGUGGAUGGCACGAAUCGUGUGCGACAGACCCACAUACACCAAGUCCACGAGAACAGCCCACAUGA
Aphanomyces astaci is the source of this 309-nucleotide messenger RNA. RefSeq lists its product as hypothetical. Bases 1 to 309 code for a protein of 102 amino acids. The record is from RefSeq and is a predicted model, not a curated record. NCBI's taxonomy places the organism in Eukaryota, Oomycota, Saprolegniomycetes, Saprolegniales, Verrucalvaceae. The transcript has 2 exons.